AGGUUUCACAGGAAAGUGUGGCAUUCACGACCCAGCGCUCAUGCAGUACAGACCGUCCACAGCCUCUGGCCAGAUCUCAAACACAAUCAGAGAGAGAAAGAGAGAGAGAGAGAGAGAGAGAGAGAGGAGAGCAGAUGUGGUGAGUGUGACAGAGGAGGGAACAGUAAGGUGAACUCUAAAGGGGAAUCCUGAGAGCAGAAAGGCGAGUAAGGACACAGAACUUUCCACUGCUUGCAUCCUUUCGCUAUUUUACCACAUUCCCAAGCUUUUAAACAUGGAAGUGAUUGAAGACCGCCAUCUGCACCUGGAGGUGCCUGACCCACACAGAUCCCUUACUGAGAUCUCAGAAGAUGAAAUCAACCUCCCAGCCUCUGAUGAUGAAGAUGAGGCCAUCGUCGAGAACAAAGCAAAAGCUGCUGAUGAGAAAGAAGAGGCAGGUGAGGGAGACAAAGGUGAGAUGAAUGGAGUCAUGGUCCUGGCGCUGCUGGACAAAAUCAUUGGGGCCGUGGACCAGAUCCAGCAGACCCAGGCUGGGCUGGAAGUCCGUCAGCGGGAGAUGGAGAGAUCAGUGACGGGCAUCCAGGGGGAACUCACCAAACUGUCUAAGAGCCACACCACCACAGCCAACUCGGUCAAUAAGAUGCUGGAGAAGGUGCGGAAAGUGAGUGUGAAUGUGAAGACGGUGCGAGGGAACCUGGAAAAACAGGCCGGGCAGAUCAAACGCCUGGAGAGCAACGAGAACGAACUUCUGAAGAGAAGAAACUUCAAAGUCAUGAUCUACCAGGAUGAAGUGAAAAUACCUUCAAAAGUCAAUGUGGCCAAGUCCAUGAAGGUUCCAGAGCCUGUGGAAGGAGAAGCUGUAGGGGAACACAAAGCAGCAGCAGAAGAAGAAGGAGGAGAAGACAAAGAGAAAGUAAAUCUGGACCUGUCCUCAGAUGAAGAGGAAGUGGAGAUUGAAGAGACCAUUGAGGAGUCUCGAGCAGAGCGCAUCAAACGAAGCAGUCUGCAACGCGUCCAGAGCAUCAAAACGGUUUUCUCCAAGGAAAAAAUGGAGAAAACCAAGCAAAAGACCAAGGAAAAUUUGGAGAAGACCAAACAGAAGACCAAAGAGAACUUGGAGAAAACUCGCAUGAAGACCAAAGAGAACUUGGAAAAGACCAGGCAGAAGACCAAGGAAAAUCUUGAGAAGACCAAACAGAAGACCCGGGAGAACCUGGAGAAAACACGUCACAACAUAGAGAAAAAGAUGGGCAAGCUCGGCAAUCGUAUGUCUGUGAACCCCGAGCGCAAAGAGAAGAUCAAGUCCUCGCAGAAGAAGAUGGUCAAGUCAUUCACUCCUGACCACACCAUUUACGCUCGCUCCAAAACGGCUGUCUACAAGGUUCCACCGUUCACCUUCCAUGUGAAAAAGAUGCGUGAAGGAGAAGUGGAGAUCCUUGGAACUGAGAUGGUGGAAGUCGGUGGGGAAGCAGAGGAGGUGGAGAAUGCAGUGAUGGAGGGAAUAGAAGAUGAGGAGAUGGAAAUGGAGGGUGGCGAGAUGGUGGACGAAGACGACGAGACAGAAGAUAGCCCUGAGAUGAGAGCGCUACUGGAAAGGGGAGAAGAGCUGGUGUUAGUGGAAGACCAUGACAGAGAUAGUGAUUAGUGUUUGUGUGUGUUUGUGUUUGGGUGCUUACACAUUAGAGAAGCUUGUAACAGAAUGCCUAAAGAGGUUUUGGUUACUUAUCAGAACAUCAGUUUCACCAAACCCUGAAAAUUUUCUUCUACAUCUCUCAGAGGACCAUCUCCAGCAUUCUUUGACAUAGCAUGACCUCUAGUGUGUAGGCACCCUGAGCAUGUGUGCUGUACUGCUAGUCCAGAUAUUGGAUUCUGCAGGAGAAUGUGAAUGUGUCUGUUUGCAUGUGUGUAUCUGCAUCUUUUCUAUCAGCAGAAUGUUUCAACAUAGGGUGACUCUAUUCACCUAACGUAUGUGCGAGUGAAAGAUUUACUGUACUAGUUAAAGUAACUAGUUCCUUGAGUGAAUCUUGUUUAUUAAGACUAGGCGUGCCAAUCAAUAAGAUGCAACAUGGUAUAUAGGGACAUUGCUGUGCUAGAUGGACAGGAUAACCAUAAAAUUGCAACUCUAUGAAACAGUUAACGGACAGAUGGCUUGAUCAAAUGAACAACAUACUUGUUGGCAGGUAGUUAUUUUGUUCUAGAAGAUUAAUUGGUCAGACUUUAUAUUACAGUAGGUGGCUUUCACUGCAUUGAAGAUUGUCUUGAUUUACUGUGUAACUACAGUCACACAUUUACUACUCAUGAGUUUGGAGUGUGGAUAGGUUAAGGGUAGGGUUACGGUUAACAGUGCAACUGCAAAUAAAAUAAUACAUAUGUUGCAUCAAAUUGUUAAUUGCGUAGUAGUUAAGGCAAUCUAAGAUAAAGUGAAACCAAUUAUUGUCUCACAAGAAUUGGGCUACAGACUGUUCUUCACUUUUCAUAGAAGGUGGAGGAACAAACCAAGAAAAGAAAACCUGAAGUAUUGCUUCUAUGUUCUCAUUUUUAUAUAUCUUUUAUACACCUUCGAGUUUAAUGAAUAAUGUUACGUUUCUGUUAAAGUCAAACUGUUACACUCAUUAUUUUUGGUAUUUUGUGAUAAAUUACACACAUAGUAAAUAGUAUGAAUAUGAAACCACAUUUAAACAUAAAAAAUUAUUAUCUCACUCUAUGGUUUUGUCCUUUUGCAUGAUUUUUACUGGAAACUAUCAAAACAGAUGAUUCAAAACAAGUAUAAAUGUCUAUAAAAUGAUCUUCAGAAUGGCACUGCAGGCUUGCUCAACAUAGGGACCAGUGCUCUUUACCCAUUUAAAACUACUGUUUAUGUAACAUUUGCACGUCCCCUGGUGGACAUGUGUGGUUGUAAUGGGCCAAUGAGCGAUGAACCCUUAGCCUCAUUUAUUGACCUAAGAGCACACAAGUUACAAAGUUAAAGCGAAACAGCUAUGAGCAGCAAAAAGCUACAGCUAAUCUCAUCAGCAUCUUAAGUGAAACACAUAUAAUGAAUAAUGAAUCAAUGCUAUUAUUUAGAGCACAAUCAUUUCUUAUAUGGGUUCAUUUCAUUCUCCUCCACGUUUAGAUACAAUUUCAGCAAUUCCGUAAUUUAGCAAAAGUUUUUCUCUGCUUUAAUCAGUUUCUUUUUUGUGUUUUAUUUUCGCUUGUGUAGCUGAUGAUGCAUAUGGAUAUUCUCUUGUAAUGUCAGUCUUAACCACUAAUGUGUUAAUAAAAGCAACCAUGCUUCACACUA
Carassius auratus (goldfish) is the source of this 3280-nucleotide messenger RNA. RefSeq names its product caveolae associated protein 1b (gene cavin1b). Gene Ontology annotation, biological process: termination of RNA polymerase I transcription; transcription initiation at RNA polymerase I promoter. The transcript is spliced from 2 exons. Gene Ontology annotation, molecular function: rRNA primary transcript binding. The record is from RefSeq and is a predicted model, not a curated record. The coding region runs from base 275 to 1645 and encodes 456 amino acids. Lineage: Eukaryota; Metazoa; Chordata; Actinopteri; Cypriniformes; Cyprinidae. Gene Ontology annotation, cellular component: caveola; cytoplasm.